Molecule: messenger RNA, 1549 nt
Organism: Cuscuta campestris
Lineage: Eukaryota; Viridiplantae; Streptophyta; Magnoliopsida; Solanales; Convolvulaceae
Source: the annotation of a GenBank genome assembly
CUUCCAUUUUUACGCUUCCCAAUUCUUCCAUCCUUAUCUUCAAUUUCGAUCCUAGAGAUUUCCGUCUACAAAGAAGCUGAAUCGUCAAGCAACCAUCUCAUCACCGAGCUACGGUUGCAAUCUGUUUCAAUCGCCGUCGUACGGCUCAGCCGACUAUCGGCGCUGCUGCUACUGCAAUCGUUUCCGCAGGGAAUUACUCCUCUCAAGCUUCCGCCCAGAAAUUGAAGAACUCCAAAUCUGGAAAAAGAUUAUCUCUGGAAAUCUCGAUGCUAUUGAAGAUGAUUGAGUAAAAGAAAACUCAAUCCUCCAUUUUCCGGCGACGAUGAAGAAUCUGAUUUGGUCUGAGCCCUAGACGGCUGAGCCGUCUCGAUCUCGAUUCAAGUCAUUCAUGUACGAUGAGGCGGUGGAGUUCAUGGAGAAGGUUUUGUCUUCUAUGUCUGAAUCUGAGGAAUUGAGUGUGGAGGAGCGCAACCUUCUCUCCAUAGCCUACAAAACAUCAUCGACACUUGCAGGGCUUACUGAUAGACUAUCUCCUGCAUCUGCCUCUGUAUUUCCCAGCGCCUAUCUGUCUAUUAAUCUCUCCAAAUCAGGUUUCAUCACAGUUGAUCCAUAUUGAUCCUGUUCAUUGUGUUGGUUCUCAAAUUGAGUAUCCAACUUCAUUUUCAUUCUCAUGAUUGGAAUGUUUAGUUUCAGUCAUUCUUUCACUUCUGUAAUUCAGAAGUUUCAUCAUCAUUGUUUCAGUUUCACUCAAUUGAGUUUUACUCAGUCGGUUUGAUUGAGUAUCCAAUUUCAUUCUCAUUCUCAUGAGUCAUGAUUGAAAUGUUUCGUUCAAUCAUUUUCCUUCACUUCUGAAAUUCAGAAGCUUCAUCAUUAUUCAAUUUCACUCAAUCGGUUUGAUUGAGUUUCACUCGUAUCGUUUUGAUCGAGUUUCACCCUCAUCAUCAUCAUCCGGUUUUCGGUUGAUUUCAUCAAUUGCUUUUGUCAAUUGAUUUCAUUUCAUCCUUUGAUGGUUUCGUGUGAAUUCAUCAAUUGAUUUGUCAUCUCAUUUUCAUCAUCGGUUGUGUAUGGUUCAUUUUCCGUUCAUUUUGGAGAACCAUCGCAACCAUCACUAGCUCUUUACACUUUCAAUCUCUCUCACUUGAAGCCGCUACUCUGCAUCUGAGCCGAAGAAGAGUUAUCUGUAGUUAUCAACCUGGGGUAAAGAGAAGGAAGCUGCUGAGAUGAACAAGAGGUCGUUCAAGUAUGCCUGGGUUCUUGACAAGCUGAAGGCGGAGCGUGAGCAUGGUAUCACCAUUGAUAUUGCGUUGUGGAAGUUUGAGACCACAAAGUAUUAUUGCACAGUUAUUGAUCCUUGGAACCUCACAGGCAGGUGCUGUUCUCAUCAUUGACUCCAUCACUGGAGGUGUCAAACACAAGAUGCAGUAAACUUCACAGAGAAAAGUUUGUUGUUUAUGCAUGGUCAACAAGGAUCUUAUUCAAUUGCAAGUUGAAGUUGUUCCCACCUUCAACUUGAGGGGGGGUGUUGGUGUAAUCAACCAUUUAGCAUUUG